AUGGUGACUAAGUUGGGAUUAAAGAUUGAGAAACAUCCCAAACCUUACAACAUCCGGUGGUUACAAGAUGGUGGAUGCAUGAAGGUAACCAAACGUUGUUUAGUCUCCUUUUCUAUUGGCAAGAAUUACAAGGAUCAGAUUUGGUGUGAUGUGAUGAAGAUGGAUGCUUGCCAUCUAUUACUUGGGAGACCGUGGAAGUAUGACAGACAUAUCCUACAUGAUGGGCAUCUUAAUACCUACUCCUUUACAAAGGAUGGGCAUAAGAUUAUCUUGAGACCAAUGCACCAAAACGAGCUUGCAAAGAAGAAUCAGCCCAUGCGUGAUACUCUAAUGACCAGGUUUGAGGUUAUUGAUCAAAUCAACAAAGGGGAACCUGUGUACAUAGCCAUGGCAAAGGAAGAGCAAAAGCAGGAAGAACAAUUCUUGGAACCACGUGUCAAGGAACUGAUUACAAAGUUUGAUGAUGUGAUUGCUGAAGACGUUCCGAUGCAACUUCCACCUCUGCAUGGAAUUCAACAUCAAAUUGACUUGAUUCCGGGAGCACCAUUACCAAACAGGGCAGCCUCUAGGAUGAAUCCUACACAACAAGUUGAACUUCAAAAGCAAGUUGAAGAACUUUUGGAGAAGGGAUUGAUAAGAGAGAGCCUUAGUCCCUGUGUCGUACUAGCUUUGCUUGUCCCUAAGAAGAAUGGCACUUGGCAGAUGUCUGUUGAUAGUCGUGCCAUCAACAAAAUCACCAUCAAAUACCGCUUCCCAAUUCCUAUGUUAGAUGAUUUAUUUGACCAAUUGCAUGGGGCUAAGAUCUUUUCGAAGAUUGAGCGGAUACCAUCAAAUUCGUAUGCGAGAAGGUGA
Molecule: messenger RNA, 852 nt
Organism: Morus notabilis
Lineage: Eukaryota; Viridiplantae; Streptophyta; Magnoliopsida; Rosales; Moraceae
Exons: 1
Coding region: 1-852 (283 amino acids)
Source: RefSeq, a predicted model, not a curated record